AUGGACUUACUAUCAGACGAACACCAAGAAGCAGCCCACAGCGCCAGUUCUUCCAUCGUCCGUCAGCAAAGUGCAUCCACGUCCACGAACCAACAAACAGAGUCCAGGAACCUGCGUUCCAGCACCCGAGCAAAGCCAGCGAACCGCAAGAUCAAGGGUAAACAGCCUGAAGAUCAGGUCCAGACGCCCUUGGUGACGCCUCAAGUCCCCGAAUCAUCCUCGCGUUCUACUCGUUCAUCCCAACGCACCAAACGUUCGGCAGACACAGCCUUAGCUAAAGGUAAAGGGAAAGAAGUCGAACAAUCCCGUGCCAGCAAGCGCAGUCGCAAACCGACUAACCCUCCCGCCGCUCCACUUACAAUCAGCGAACCCCCGAAAGACCUCAAAGGAAAAAAGCGUGCAGUUCCCGAACCAUCCUCUGAAGACGAAGACACUGCGGGUCCAUCUAAGCGUCCCAGAACCGGUUACUCCCUUCGUUCCAAAUCAUCUACUACGAAUUUGUCAGUAAUGCCGAGAAAGCCUCGCCCCACUGUUACCAAAGGCAAAGCUGCCAUGAAAACUAAAGCUAUGGCAAUGGCAGGAUCGUCUCGAAUAGCCGAUGAUGAAGAUGAUGUUGAGAUGCUUGACCCCGAAUAUAGACAAGAAAGCGAUCCCGUCGUUGAAGGGGAUGCUGAGAAAGGGCACGACAAGGAUGAUCACGAUGGUGGGGAUCAUGGGCACGAGCUAGAUGAUGAUGAUGACGAGGACGAUAGAGACGACGGAGAUGGCAUUGUCCCCACGAACGAGGAUGGUUCUUCCUCUCGCCCUCCCGAUGAAGCGUCGGCCUUGAGUGUCUUCGGCGACUUCCGUCAGUUUGGAUCGUAUAUGAUGUCCCUUUCCUCUCGCCUCAAGACGAUGCUCACCAAUAUCAAGCCUACCGCCGACCCUACCACUCGUAUGAUUACUCUACAGGAGCUCAGUGAACUUCUUAGCAUCAGCACGGAAGAUACGUUAGCUGGCUCGUUUCCGGUGGAGCAGUUUGUUAGGGAAUUAGUUCGCAUCCUUGGUGGACAAGGUGCAGAAGAAGACGAAGACCAUGAUGGAGACGAAGAACCCCAAGAUGAGGACGCUGCUCUUGCAGCAGCAUUGGCCAUGAGUGCAGGUGGCGCCUAUCAAGGGGACGAGAAUCUAGAAGCGCAAGUACUUGCUUGUCGUUGUCUCGCUAAUCUCAUGGAAGCACUGCCUGGGGUCGCCCACACCGUUGUGUACCACGGUGCGAUCCCGGUGCUUUGCAGUAAACUCAUCGAAAUAUCUUACAUUGACCUUGCUGAACAAACACUGAGCACAUUGGAGAAAAUCUCGGAGGAAUUCCCAAGUUCUAUCGUGCGGGAGGGUGGCUUAGCUGCCCUUCUUAACUACUUGGACUUCUUUUCCAUCGCAGUUCAACGCACCGCACUCCAGGCCGCUUGCAAUUGCUGCCGUAACAUCUCUUCUGACCACUUUACUCAGAUUCACGGAGUCUGGCCUAUCAUCCGGAACUGCCUGUCCUACUCAGAUCAGCGACUCGUGGAAUUCGCAUGUCUUUGCGUUAUCCGGGUCAUUGACUCUUACCAUAGGUCUUCUAUAGAACACCUAGAAACUCUUGUCGAUAAGGAUCUCAUCCAGGCCGUCAACUCGUUACUCCUACCAGCGGGCGGCUCGCCACUAAUCGCCGCGAAUACCUUUACUCUGUUACUUCGCGCGUUGGCUACAUCCGCUAGGGCAAGCCCGAAGAUUGCGCUGACGUUAUUGGAAGCGGAUAUCGUGGACACACUGUACCAAAUCCUCACGGGUGUCCUACCAUCAGCGGGGCAGCGGGGCAGCGAACAGGGGGAUUCAGCAGGUGGCCAGGGAUUGGGCGGAGGACUAGCUGACAUGACUGUGAUGGAGAAUCUUGCACACCGUCCGAAAGAACAGAUAGAGGAAGCGCUGAGUCUGGUGUCAGAGCUCAUGCCCCCAAUACCUAAAGAUGGAGUAUUCGAUCAUAAGUCUUACACGGAGAAGUCGUUGGCAAGGAUGAUGAAGGCCAAAGUCAAGGCCGACAGGGCGGCGGCGAAGCAGGUCCUUCAGGCUCCUUUGGUUGCUGCCGGCCUGAUUGUUGCUGCCCCUUCACCCGCCCCUUCGCCUGCUGAGGCCCAGGAAGGAACUCCGGCACCCUCUGCACCCUCGGAGUCACAGCCACCAGAAGGAGACGACGCUUCUGCUUCUGCCACACCGCCGAAAGAGCCUGCACCUGAUCGCACCGAACUUCUUCGUUCAAAACCUGAAGUUACUGACCGAUUCAUGCAGUUGAUGGUCCCCAUCCUCGUAGAUGUUUAUGCAGCAAGCGUUAUAACCCCAGUCCGGGUCAAAACGCUAACAGGUCUCCUCAAAGCCGUCAGCUUCCUGGAUGCUGAAGGGCUCAACAAAGUUCUUGCGUGUGUACCUGUGGCCAGUUUUGCUUCGUCCAUCCUGUCGUCCAAAGAUCACCCAUCGCUAGUUAUUGGCGCGCUUCAGCUAGUAGAGUUGUUCUUGAUCAAGGUUCCCGAAUCCUACAAGCCUACCUUCCGUCGGGAAGGUGUUCUCCACGAGAUUGAAACGCUGGUGCAGCGUACGCUAACCACGUCCAAGUCAAAAGAAAGAGAAAAGGACAAGGACAAGGAAUCUUCUGAAUCUUCGACUCCAGACCCACCUCCCGCUCCGGUGCAAUCAUCGUCCGCUCAUACGAUUCCCGGCUUCAAGAAACUCUCUUCACUUGCGCUAGAUCCCGACGAUGCGAUCACAUUACGUGCAAGAGUCAUUCGCUUUAAAUACCUCGCUGGUGACGAGCAGCGGGACGGCGACAAGCACUUCGAGGCCCUGCGCCGCAUUGUCGAACGUAUGUCAGUACGGGAUGCCACAGAGAAGGACUUGCAGAAGGCUUUGAGAGAAUUGGCGGACCUGUUUACGUCGAGUCCUACGUCGGUGUCUAGCUUCGAGCUUCUCCAGACUGGCGUUGUCGAUGGGUUACUACAAUUCACCACGGAUGAAGACAGAACGACCACGACCAAACGACGAAGGGAAAUCUUCCUUGACGCCUUCACUGGUCGGAAGUCUAAGGCUCAUAACAACGUGCAAACGCCGUUCACAGUUAUCGUAAAAAAGCUGCAAGAAAGUUUGACUCGAAUGGAGUCCUUCGAUGUCAUCACCGUCUCGCAAGGCGUGGAUGAUUCAAAGCGUAGUUCGCCUUCGCUGCUAGCACGUCAGUUACGACUGCGUUUGGUCGCCAGCGAAGAGUCGGAUUCGCCUAGGAACAUCCACAAUAUCGUCGUGUCAAUUCAUGCCAUAGCGACUUUCCAAGCACUUCAUGACUACCUUCGUCCUCGUAUCACGAGCUUGUUGAGCAACACCAGCCGCUUGUCUGGGAUGCUUGCAGCGUUGCAAGCGCACGGGCUUGCUGGUGCGGCCGACCUAGCGGCAUCGGCACCAUCUUCAUCAACCCCAGCUGAUGAGCCUCAGCCGUCGAGUUCGGUAGGUCGACGGAGAAGUCAGAGACUCAGUGCGAAGAAGGCAGGAGCGUCCGGACAGGCAUCAGCCGACGCUGAAGGGUCGACCUCUGCUGAUGCGCCUUCACAAGAGGCCACUGCAUCGGAGGCUAAUCAGGGCAAUGAUGCCACAGGUUCCAUCAAUGCCCAGCAAGCCGAACCCUUGCCCGGAGACAUGUUGGACAGUGAUUUCCAAGCCGACUUCUCCGAGGAUGAUGUAGAUGCAGAACUGUUCGACGAGGAGGGAGACAACAAUGGUGCAGAGAAGACGGUCAACCUAUCAAUUGCUGAAGAUGGAUCCAAAGUUGUCGCUCAGACCCCGGAGGGCACUCGUGUCGCGACGCCUAGCAUCAAGGAGGCAACUCCAUCCUCGUUAAGUCGAGGUGGCUCUUCUAAGGCAUCGUACGCUGCAGCUCUGAAGGCUAAGCCGACCGACUGGCAUCUUGAAUUUUCAAUGGAUGAUCAACCCCUUCCUCUGGAUCUAACGAUCUACGGAGCUAUCCACCAGCAUGAAAUGCGCAAGAAAACGGGCGCUCUUCCUCCUAGUCUCAUCUGGCAAGGAAUCUACACAGUGAAGUUCAAGAAAGUCACUGGCCCUGCCCCUUCUACCGAGUCUCGCGCGGAGGAAAUUGCCAACAAAUCCCGAUCGGUGAACCCAAUACUGACAUCCAUGCCCGAGGAUGCACCACAUUCCAAGAUACUGCGUCUUCUUCGUGUUUUACAUCAAAUCAACACUCUCGAAGUUGAGCGGUCGAUCCCAGUAAACGAUCAGCGCACACUAUCCGAAGCGGCUUUCAUAAACAACAAGCUAACGGCUAAACUUACUCGCCAGCUUGAGGAACCUAUGAUUGUCGCUAGUUCAUGUCUGCCAGACUGGGCAUUGGACCUGCCCCAGCACUUCCCUUUCCUGUUCCCAUUUGCCACUCGUUACAACUUCCUACAGUCGACUUCUUUCGGUUAUGCACGCCUGAUUUUGAAAUGGCAGAGUCAGCAAACCAGGAAUCAAGAUUCAUCGCGGCGAGACGAAGGCAUCGGUUUCUUGGGACGCUUGCAGCGACAGAAAGUCCGCAUUUCUAGAAAACAUAUCCUAGAAUCAGCGGUGAAGGUGUUUGAGUUGUACGGUUCCUCCUCCUCGAUCCUGGAAGUCGAGUACUUUGAAGAAGCUGGGACUGGUUUGGGGCCUACACUGGAGUUCUACUCGCUAGUUUCCAGAGAAUUUGCUCGCAAGGACCUCAAGAUCUGGAGGGAUUCGGACACCUCGGGGACGGGGGUGUAUGUGCAACACCCAACAGGGCUUUAUCCUGCGCCUCUGAGCGCAGAAGAUAUAGCAAGUGACGGCGGACAUAAACGAACGCAUAUCCUCCGGGUGAUUGGCCAAUUCGUAGCGAAAGCCAUGCUGGAUUCUCGGAUCAUCGAUCUUCAUUUCAACAAAGUCUUCUUGAAACUCGUGCUCGGAGAAGAAGUUCCUUUGACGAUUCAGACCUUGAAGCUCGUAGAUAGCGGUCUCGCCAGUUCGUUGGCGAAGCUACAGAACAUGGUGGGCAAGCGCCAAGGAUCAACUGACAAGUUAUCUCGCAAACUUGCACUCUUGGACUCCGUCAACAUCGAGGACUUGGCUUUGGACUUCACCGUUCCCGGUUACGAUAUCGAGCUUAUGCCUGGCGGUCGAGAGAAGGCAGUAACUUCGGACAACGUGGAGGAAUACAUACAAGCCGUGUUGGAGACGAUCAUCGGCAAGGGGGCACAGGUCCAAGUCAAAGCCUUCCGCGAAGGUUUCUCGAAAGUAUUCCCCAUAACGGACCUACAAACGUUCUCUGCGGACGAACUUGUGAUGCUUUUCGGAAAUUCGGACGAAGAUUGGAGCAUCGAAACACUACAAGAAGCACUCAAAGCAGAUCAUGGAUUCAACUCCGAGAGUCGUUCCAUUCACGACCUCAUCGCGGUCAUGUCUGAGUUUGACGCUCCGACGCGACGCGAUUAUCUGCAGUUUAUAACCGGAAGUCCCAAGCUCCCUAUUGGUGGCUUCCGUGGGCUGAACCCGCCUCUGACCGUUGUGCGCAAACCGCAUGAAGCGCCUUUCACCGCAGACGAUUACUUACCGAGUGUGAUGACCUGCGUCAAUUAUUUGAAGCUCCCGGAAUACAGCUCGAAAGCUGUCCUUCGAGAGAAAGUGCGAAUAGCGAUGAAGGAGGGGGUUGGCAGUUUCCAUCUGUCGUAA
Molecule: messenger RNA, 5739 nt
Organism: Pleurotus ostreatus (oyster mushroom)
Lineage: Eukaryota; Fungi; Basidiomycota; Agaricomycetes; Agaricales; Pleurotaceae
Gene: UFD4
Product: Ubiquitin fusion degradation protein 4
Exons: 17
Coding region: 1-5739 (1912 amino acids)
Biological process (GO): proteasome-mediated ubiquitin-dependent protein catabolic process; protein polyubiquitination
Cellular component (GO): nuclear speck
Molecular function (GO): ubiquitin protein ligase activity
Source: RefSeq, a predicted model, not a curated record